Marasmius oreades (fairy-ring Marasmius) is the source of this 913-nucleotide messenger RNA. RefSeq lists its product as uncharacterized. Gene Ontology annotation, cellular component: nucleolus. The transcript has 5 exons. The record is from RefSeq and is a predicted model, not a curated record. Lineage: Eukaryota; Fungi; Basidiomycota; Agaricomycetes; Agaricales; Marasmiaceae. Gene Ontology annotation, biological process: maturation of SSU-rRNA from tricistronic rRNA transcript (SSU-rRNA, 5.8S rRNA, LSU-rRNA). The coding region runs from base 50 to 913 and encodes 287 amino acids.
CAGCGGCAGUUCCGAUUUCGAGGACUACGCUCUCUGGUGCCGUUGCUAAAUGGCAGAUGCAAAUGAAUUGCUCCGACUUUUGCAAGCUCACGGCGAGCAAUUCAUGACCUCUUUCUCCAGCCAUCCCGCCCGCUCUAAUAUUAAAGCUCAACCUAGCGACACGCCACAUUCCUCAGACGAGGGAUCUGAAUGGGGAGGGAUCGACCAAAGUUCACAAGAAGAGGAGCAGGAUUCAUUAGAUGAAUACUCGGACUACAACGAUGACGAAUUCGUCCAAGGAAGUUCGACUGCUCCCCACGUUGUUAUCCAUUCAGAACCGAAGGCAGAAAAAUCCAAAGAUCAUGCUAAUGGAAAACUAUUCAUGUCCCCAAGAAUUUCGAAACUUAGGAGCGACAAAAUAGCUGAACGGAAAAUAACCGAUGAGCACGAAACCGAUGAACGGUCGAAUAUUGAGAACGAUGCGUUAUUGUAUCGUUUGGUCCACACCAAACUGCUCUCCGGAUCGUUAAGCUCCGAUCUUGAACUCACUCAUGCUCAACGUCAGAAGGCUCUCUCUGGACGCGUUCUGGAGCUUUCCGGGUCAGCGAAGCUUGGUCGAGGCGAAAAAACAGUCCGAAAUGAGGAACAUAACAAAGCGUCCAAACGAGUACGCGAAGGAUUACUAAGUAAAGAAAAGCAACGCCGCAAAGCUCGGCUCGAGGAGGCCAAGAAUCUGGGAAACUAUCACCCUAAGCUCAAAAGACUAUUCGAAGACUCUCGCAUAGAAAAGAAGCCCCAAAAACGUCAGAGAGGACUCCAAAUGGGGAUCGGUCAUUUCAGUGGAGGUACUCUGAAACUCAGUAGGGAUGAAAUCGAUAUGGUUCACGGCCAGUCGAGUAGGCAGAAACGUAGUCGCCUGCACGGUCGAAGAUAG